Rubroshorea leprosula is the source of this 656-nucleotide messenger RNA. NCBI's taxonomy places the organism in Eukaryota, Viridiplantae, Streptophyta, Magnoliopsida, Malvales, Dipterocarpaceae. The record is from the annotation of a GenBank genome assembly.
AACAGUUUCCUUUUCUCACUUGCGCAACUGUCAGCAAUGUGUCUCCAAACUCUCAAACUCAACACUGUCCUAAUCUCUCUCACUCUCUCCUAGAUUCGGUUCUAUUAUUACAUUAGUAUUCCGCUUCUUAAUCUUCCGUUUCACUGUUUAAAGCGUCGUCGGUUGCUGUUCCCGUGACCCCUGUGAAAUCGAGUUUGGUCUGUCGGGGAUUGGGGGAAUAAGUAAAUUUGGUGAAUUUGGAGGGGAUUAUGGUCAUGGCGGAGAAUGAGGCUGGGGAUGAUCAGAAGGAAGUCAAGUCUCCCUGGAAGACUCCCGUGAUCGACGGGGAUAAGGCGGCUGAUGCUUCUGUCAUGGGGACUGAAUCUUGGCCUGCGCUUGCUGACUCCCACAACCGCUCUAAUACUCCGCCAGCUGCUUCUGAUGCGCCUACUGCUAUUCCAACAACUGGGCAGAUUUUCAAUUUGUAUUUUGGUGUUUUAUACUCAUUUGUCAGUUUAUUUAUUUAAAAAUUUUAGCAAAAUUGUUUAUCUUAGUGUAACCUGUCUGCCUGUCUUUCUGUUCCUUUCAUUCAUCUCUGCUUUCUCUUGUGCAAUUGUAUAUUUGCACGUUUAUCAUUGCUUUAGUUGGGAGUAAUGCGAGUGCCAAGAUUUAUUUAG